AUCUAGGGUUUACGCACGCCACUGAGAAGUUCAUCGCAGAGAACACAGAGAGAACAGAGAAAAUGCCGGCGGCUAAGCAGAGGACCCCUAAAGUAAGCCGGAACCCCGAUCUGAUCAGGGGCGUCGGAAAAUACUCUCGCUCCCAAAUGUACCACAAGAGGGGGUUGUGGGCAAUCAAGGCCAAAAACGGCGGCGUUUUCCCCCGUCACGACGCUAAGUCCAAGGUCGAAGCUCCGGUUGAGAAGCCGGCCAAGUUCUACCCGGCGGAAGACGUUAAGAAGCCGCUCGCCAACAGGCGCAAGCCUAAGCCUACCAAGCUUAAAGCAAGCAUUACUCCAGGAACUGUGUUGAUCAUCCUUGCUGGUAGAUUCAAGGGCAAGAGAGUUGUCUUUCUCAAGCAACUCACUUCUGGUUUGCUUUUGAUAACUGGACCAUUCAAGAUCAACGGUGUUCCGUUGAGACGUGUUAACCAGUCGUACGUGAUUGGAACCUCCACGAAGGUUGACAUUUCUGGAGUCAACACUGAGAAAUUCGAUGACAAGUACUUCGGAAAGGUUGCUGAGAAGAAGACGAAGAAAGGAGAAGGCGAGUUCUUUGAAGCUGACAAAGAGGUGAAGAAAGAGAUCCCUCAAGAGAAGAAGGAAGACCAGAAAACCGUAGACGCAGCUCUGAUCAAAUCCAUUGAAGCAGUCCCAGAGCUCAAGACUUACCUCGGCGCCAGGUUCUCUCUGUCACAAGGAAUGAAACCACAUGAGCUUGUCUUCUAGAUUUCAUCAUCUUAUCGUUUUGUUUCCCUUCAUGUUUCAACAACAUCUGUUUUCCCCUGAGAGUUUUUGUCCCUGGAUCUUAAAAAAAUACACUAUUUUCUCUGAUUUAUAUAUCAACGUUCUAUCAA
Molecule: messenger RNA, 895 nt
Organism: Raphanus sativus (radish)
Lineage: Eukaryota; Viridiplantae; Streptophyta; Magnoliopsida; Brassicales; Brassicaceae
Product: 60S ribosomal protein L6-1
Exons: 4
Coding region: 63-767 (234 amino acids)
Biological process (GO): ribosomal large subunit assembly; cytoplasmic translation
Cellular component (GO): ribosome; cytosolic large ribosomal subunit
Molecular function (GO): structural constituent of ribosome; RNA binding
Source: RefSeq, a predicted model, not a curated record